CACCAGCCUGAUUUGGGAAAAUUCUCUGUUAUUCCCACGUGACACUCUCUUGCUCUUUUUGGCGCGUGAUUAGGUUUUCAGGCUCUCGUCCACCGCCAUUUUAUCUAGAGGCCCUCCUCCUCCAUUUAUCCAUUUUUGUUCAGCUUCUCUUUAUCUCACCACCUUCAUUCACUCUCUGCAAAACACACAAAGUUACAAUUAUAUCGCACUCCUAAUCGAUUCGAGACGAAAGCUUGAAGCUUUUUUCAAUUUCCAUUUUUCCUUUUUCUCAAUUUUGUUCUCUUGAGGCAAGAAGAUUUAUGGACUCGGCGGCGCUUUCCUUGAGAGCCGUCUCCCCAUCUCUAUUGUGCAAUUGCAUAAACCUUAAAUCGGUUCACGCGUCGGCCCAUAAACCCACAUCGCCGUUGCCGAUUUCCCUUUGUGUUUCUUCGCAAAAUUCACAUUUGAAUUGUGUGCAUCCUCUUAAACCGGUCGCGAGAACACGUCUUGCCUGCGCGUCUGUUGCCUCCCACCACACCAACACCUCCAGCAGCGGCAAUCUGAAGGCCGCCGCCGCCGACGCCGGAGCAAAGCUGCAGAUCCUCAUUCAGGAAUUCCAGUCGCUGGUUGAUUCGGUAGAUCGCGUGAAGAAGCUUCUGCAGUAUGCCGAGACUCUGCCUCGAUUCGAGGAUUCACUGAAGACCACAGAUAACCGCGUCCCAGGGUGCACGGCUCAGGUCUGGCUGCAUGUAGAGCUGGGCGAUGAUAACAGGUUGAGGUUCUCUGCUGAAAGUGAUUCGGAGAUUACGAAAGGGUUUUGUGCUUGUUUGGUGUGGGUACUCGAUGGGGCGAGUCCCGAGGAAGUUUUGGCUGUAAAAACCGAAGAUUUGGGAGCAUUGAGUGUGGUCGGGAUGAAUGGGAGGAAAGACGGCUAUUCGGGUAGCAGUAGGGCUAAUACUUGGCACAAUGUAUUGAUGAGUAUGCAGAAGAGAACUAAGGCUCUGGUGGCUGAGCAGGAAGGUAGGCCACGUUUCGAGCCUUUCCCGUCGUUGAUUGUGAGUGCUGAUGGUAUACAGGCCAAAGGAAGUUAUGCCGAAGCUCAGGCUAGAUUUCUGCUGCCUAAUGAGGUAAAAAUUCAAGAGCUAGUGAAUCUGCUAAAGGAGAAGAAAAUUGGCGUAGUUGCGCAUUUUUACAUGGACCCUGAGGUUCAAGGCGUUUUAACAGCUGCACAGAAGUUCUGGCCUCACAUUCACAUAUCUGAUUCUCUGGUUAUGGCUGAUUCUGCUGUGAAGAUGGCUAAAGCUGGGUGCAAAUUCAUCACUGUCCUCGGUGUUGAUUUUAUGUCUGAAAAUGUGCGUGCUAUCCUAGAUCAAGCUGGAUUUCCCGAGGUAGGUGUAUACAGAAUGGCGGAUGAACGAAUUGGCUGCUCCUUGGCUGAUGCUGCUUCUAGCCCAGCAUAUAUGGACUACCUAUCAGCAGCUGCAACCUCUGUUUCGUCUCCAUCUUUGCAUGUUGUGUACAUUAACACCUCCUUAGAGACCAAAGCUUAUUCUCACGAAAUUGUGCCAACAAUAACAUGUACUUCUUCUAAUGUUGUGCCAACUAUUCUACAGGCAUUUGCAGAAAUUCCUGAUUUGAAUGUAUGGUAUGGUCCUGACAGUUACAUGGGAGCAAAUAUUAUGGAGUUGUUCCAACAGAUGACAAUGAUGAGUGAUGAAGAAGUAGCAAGUGUACAUCCGAGUCACAACAGGAGCUCUAUAAAAUCUUUGAUACCCCGCCUUCACUAUUUUCAGGUGAUGNUGCAUUGUCCAUCACCUCUUCGGCCACGAUGUUGUCAACAAAAUAAAAGAAAUGUACUGCGACUCGUUUCUAACCGCACACUUUGAAGUCCCCGGCGAGAUGUUCUCCUUGGCAAUGGAGGCUAAGCAGAGAGGGAUGGGAGUCGUGGGGUCCACACAAAACAUUCUAGACUUCAUCAAAGAGAGGUUGCAAGAAGCCUUGGACAGGAAAAUCGACGAUCAUCUCCAGUUUGUUUUGGGAACCGAAUCGGGUAUGGUGACCUCGAUUGUCUCUGCAGUGAAGGGAUUGUUAUCGGGAUCCGGUGGGGCCCACGGGGGCCCUAGGGUCUCGGUGGAGAUAGUCUUUCCCGUCUCAUCGGAGUCCGUAACUCGAAUGCCGAGCUCUUCCUCACGAGAAGCGGGGGAUGAUUUCUCGAAGCUAUCUGUAAUACCGGGGGUUGCGAGUGGGGAAGGGUGCUCGAUUCAUGGUGGAUGUGCAUCUUGUCCUUAUAUGAAGAUGAACUCUCUUGGAUCACUCCUCAAAGUUUGUCACAGUUUGCCCCAUGACAAAGAUAAUCUUUCAGCUUAUGAAGCCGGACGGUUUAGUCUGCAGACCCCAAAUGGGAAUCUUAUAGCUGAUGUAGGUUGCUACAAAGAAGUUGCCAGAGAAGCUUGUUCAGCAGAUACUCCAAAGUGGCAAUGUUCGAUAAAUUUCAACUUUCAACUGGAGAAUUGGAAUAAAAACUGUCCGACUGGAUUGGAAAACGAGCCUCUUUCUUUUCCAAGCCGAGCGAAUAAGAUUCCGAUAGUUUGGGAGAAAAAGUCAAUGUGGAACGUCCACAAACUCGUGUAAUAGUAUACAAUUUCUAUAUCAUACAAAGCUAAAACUGAGCUAGCAUAAGCUUGUUUUAUCCAGCGGCUGUUGUGGUUAUUUCAUAUUUGUACUAAUAGUUAGAUUUGAGUGUGUUUUUUGAUCAAUUUUGUGGUGUUUGUCAUGCAACAUUAUCAUUUGGAGUUUGGACUGGUUACAAUGUAGGAAAUAUGUUAAGCUAGUUUGUGCUUGUUGUGGGGCUGUAACACGGUUAGUGUAAUAUUUUUUUCACCUAUAUUCCAGUGUUCAAGGGAAUUUGGAUGUGAAAUGAAGCAUGAUUUUCUAAAUAUGGUGUUACAUAUUGUAUUGUUCAGAGAUCUACCUAACAAUAAAAACUGGG
Molecule: messenger RNA, 2968 nt
Organism: Striga asiatica
Lineage: Eukaryota; Viridiplantae; Streptophyta; Magnoliopsida; Lamiales; Orobanchaceae
Source: the annotation of a GenBank genome assembly